CCUCUUCCUCCGCAAAAUGCGGAGCCCCUUGUCCCGGCCGCCCCCCUCCGCCGCCCCCCCCGCGGCUGUGGGGGUCCCCUCCCCGCCCCCCUCCCCGGGGGGAGCCGCCCCCCCCCGGCAGCGCAGCAGCAGCGAGGCGGCCCCGGGGAGACCCCCGGAGGACGGGGGGGGGUCCCCGGCGGGGGGGUCCCCACGGAGCCGCACCCAAAGCCACGAGGAGGCGGCGGGGGGGGGGGCAGCCCCACGUCUCCCCGAUUCCGCGACCCUCUGCUGCUGCUGGGGCUGGCGGCGGGCGGGGGGGACCCCGACUUCUUCCCGCGGCCUCCCUGGAGCCCCCUCCUCGCCCAUUACGACGUUCAGAGCAUCCUGUUCGAUCCCAGCGAGCCCCCCCCGGGCCCCCCCGGCCUGAUCUCGGGGGCUUCGGCCGCUCACCUGGAGCCCGAGGAGCCCCCCGGGUCCCCCCGCGGCGCCCCCGAGCCCGAGGCGCUGGUGCUGAGCUGCCCCCGCUUCUGCUGCGACACCGGCGGGGAGCGGGAACCGGGGUCCCCCCGGGGCCCCCCCGGGCCGGGGCAGCUCCCGAACGCGGCGGUGGCGGUGCUGGAGGAGCCCCCGGCGGGGGCGCGACCCCCGUACCCCAUCGAGCACAGCGACGAGGGCGCCGACUAUUACCGCAAGUACUUCUAUGGGAAAGAGCACCACAACCUGCUGGGUGAGGACCCCCGGCUGGGGCCCGUGGCCGUGUCCCUGCGGCGGGAGGAGAAGGACGGGCCGCGGCCGCAGGUGCUGCACAGGAUCAUCCUGCGGACCUGCCAGCUGCGGGCGCUGCGGGGGUCGGUGCUGGAGGAGGCGCUGCCCCCCGGCUGCCGCCCCCCCGGGCCCCGCGCCGCGCCCCCCCGCAAGCUGCUGGAGCUGCUCCUGCCCGGGCUGGAGCUCGGGGGGCUGCGCCUCGCCCCCCACCCCUCCGUGCAGGACUCCCUCCUGCGGCUGGACGAGCAGGGGGUGAGCCGGCAGCGGAAGGUGGGGGUCCUGUACUGCCGCGCCGGGCAGGGCUCCGAGGAGGAGAUGUACAACAACGAACGGGCCGGACCCGCCUUCGAGCAGUUCCUGGCGCUGCUCGGGACCCGCGUCCGCCUGCGCGGCUUCGGCGGCUACCGGGCCCAGCUGGACACCCGCACCGACUCCACGGGCACGCACUCGCUGUACGCCACGUACCACGGGCACGAGGUGAUGUUCCACGUCAGCACCAUGCUGCCCUUCACCCCCCGCAACCCCCAGCAGCUGCUGCGGAAGCGCCACAUCGGCAAUGACAUCGUGACCAUCGUGUUCCAGGAGCCGGGGGCGCGGCCCUUCUCCCCCCGCGCCCUGCGCAGCCACUUCCAGCACGUCUUCAUCGUGGUGCGGGCGCACCAGCCCUGCACGCCCCGCACCAAAUACAGCGUGGCCGUGGUGCGGCCGGAGGACACCCCGCGCUUCGGGCCGGCCGUGCCGGGGGGUCCCCGAUUUUUGGGGGGCUCCGGGCUGCGCCCCUUCCUGCUGGCCGCGGCCAUCAACGGCGAGAACGCGGCGGCGCGGGGGGGGCGCCUGGGGGCCAUGGCGGCCCGGACCCGCCGCCUGUCCCUGCGCGAGCUGCUCCGCGCCCACCCCGCGGGACCCCCGCCCCCCGCGACCCCCCGUGGGCUCCCCACGCUCGGGGCGCUGCUCCGCGUGGGCUCCGCCGCGGGGGUCCCCCCGCCGGGGGGUGGGGCGGUGGUGGCGGGGGCGGUGGUGUGGGGGGCGCGGGUUGAGUGGGGGGGUCUUGAGGGGGGUCGUCACGAGUGGGGUGGUCACGAGUGGGGUGGUCGCGACCUGCCGUGUCUGCUCGGGGUGGCCGCGGAGAGAAUCGUGGUGGUCGCGGCUCCCCCACGCGUGGGGGUCGCGGAUGGGGGGGUGGGACACCCCCAAAGUGCAGCGGAGGGGUCCGAGGGGAGCCCCCAGACCCACGCGGGACCCCCCGCGGGUGGGCGGACCCUGUUCAGCUGCGCGUGUCGGGACGUGCUCGGCUGGAGCUUCUCCGAGGGGCGACUCGAGAUUUUCCACGGGGAGGGAGAGUGGAUCGCGCUGAGGCUCCCACGGGGAACCGCCCCGCGCGUGGUGAGCAGGCUGCAGGCCGUGACCCGCGGCUGCGAGGCGCAGGAACUCUCUGUGCCGCGUGGGGCCGGGGGUCGCCGCGGGUUCCGCGUGGACCCCUCGGGGGUGGUGACGGCCGUGAGCCGCUUCUCGUUCGCGGAGACCGCGGGGCUGCGCCGGGGGGCGCGGCUGCUGCGGCUCGGCCGCCGCCCCCUGCCCCGCGGGGACCCCCGAGCGCUGCGGGCGCUGCUGCGGAGCCCCGCGGGACCCCUGACCCUGCUGCCCCCCGAGAGAGACGGCCGGCCCCGCCGGAGCUUCUCGGAGCUGUACGCGCGCGCUCUGGAGCAGGGCCGGGGCUCGGGGGGGGACCCCCACCCUGGGGACCCCCACCCUGGGGACCCCCACCCUGGGGACCCCCACCCCGGGGGGGACAUCGGGGACAGCAGCAGCGACUCGGGGGGCGACAGCGACACGGGGGAGCGCCCCAAAACCCCACCGAGCACCCCCCGCCCCCCGGACCCCAAAACCCCCGGCGGGGGCACCCCCAGACCGUCCCCUCUGGCUGACCCCACUCCGGACCUGCUGCUGCCACUCCACUGCCCCGCCCCGCCCGGGGACCCGGGUCCCCCCCCGGAUCCCGACCCCGCCUCGGGUCCCGCGCGGCGACAUUCCGUGGGCAGCCCGCUGUCCCCUCCCCCCCCAGCCCUUUCGGGGUUCGGGGACCCCCAGGAUGAGGAGUGGGAGCGGAUCUCGGGCCUGGCCACGGCCUGCAGGGGGGUGCUGGAGGCCAUCGCCCGCGGGGGGCAGCAGCUCCGGGAGCUCCCCCGGCCCGACCCGAGCCCCGCAGCGCCCGAGGAGGGCUCUCAGCGGCUCUCGGAGAAAGUGGCGCAGCUCGAGGCGGCGCUGAGGCGGCUGCAGGAGGGUCACGAGGAGCAGCAGCAGCUCCGGGCUGAGCUGCGGCGGCUGCGGCGGGACCAGGAGGACACCGAGGGGCGGCACCGGGUCGAGAGACCCCCGGGGACCCCCGGAGAGACCCUGACCCCCGGAGAGACCCCCUGA
This is a messenger RNA of Taeniopygia guttata (zebra finch), 3165 nucleotides long. Lineage: Eukaryota; Metazoa; Chordata; Aves; Passeriformes; Estrildidae. The record is from RefSeq and is a predicted model, not a curated record.